GCCCUUGGCCGCGGCGAGCUUUCAAAGUAUUUCCGUGGCCCGUAUCUGAGAGGCGAAGUCUACAAAGGCUCGCUCUACUCGAGUUUCAGCCUGGACAACGAGCUGCUGACGUUCGACUACACAGCAUCGGAUGGUCUGGUGCACGUGUGGCAACACGCAGUAAUAUUGUGCGAUCCUGGGGACCAAGAAAGCCCAAGUCAACGGGACCUUUGUGUGCUUUACCACUACACGAACGAGCUGGCCUUCCGCAAUGUGGCCAACAUGGAGCAGACCACUGCCGAGCUUUUUGCAUCGCUGGUGGACUCCAGGGCCCACUUCGGGAAGGGCGUCUACUGUACUCAGCAUGUAUGGGGCUCCCGCACUCGCAUUUUGCUCAACAACUACAGCAAUUUGAGCCCCCUGCGCGACACAGGGGACACGGAGUCGCAGCGGGUCGAGAACGAAUGGGGCGCAGGCAACACCGGAGGCCAUCGCGCAGCCUUCUGUAUUCCGAUUGUGGUGUCCGCGGAGCUUGCGUACAACAUCUUUGAAAAGCAGGCGUGCCGAGGCAUGCAGUCAGUCCUUCUUGCCAUGUUGUUGAUUUCUGUUUGA
Messenger RNA from Symbiodinium necroappetens, 591 nucleotides. NCBI's taxonomy places the organism in Eukaryota, Dinophyceae, Suessiales, Symbiodiniaceae. The record is from the annotation of a GenBank genome assembly.